This is a messenger RNA of Closterium sp. NIES-65, 327 nucleotides long. The record is from the annotation of a GenBank genome assembly. Lineage: Eukaryota; Viridiplantae; Streptophyta; Zygnematophyceae; Desmidiales; Closteriaceae.
AUGCCGAACCUCAAGUCCCUCGACCUGUCAGGAACGGCAAUCACCAAGGAGGACACCGUCCACCUGCAAUUUCUGAAGCACUUGGAGCGCGUGACACUGCAGCAGUGCUGCAACCUAGGCCAGUCUUUUGUGCGUUUCCUCAUCUUCGUGCCGCAGCUCAAGGAGCUGGAUCUGGGCUUUAACACCAUGCCGGCUGUGUGGUUGACGCCUAUUGUGGAUGGGAAGCGGGUGCGGCGGCUGAGUGUGAGGGGGUGUGGGUACAAGGAGAAGACGCAUGUGGCGUAUGGCAUGUGGUGUAUGGCAUGCGGCGUAUGGCAUGUGGUGUAG